CCCCGCCCCGCCAUGGCGCCGCUGGCGGACCUGUACCAGGUGUCCAUGGCCUACGGGCACUGGCGGGCCGGGCGGCACCGAGCCCCGGCCGCCGCCGAGCUCUUCUUCCGCCGCCCGCCCUUCCGCGGCUCCUUCGCGCUCGGAGCCGGCCUGGCCGAGGGGCUGCGGGGGCUCCGAGCCUUCCGCUUCUCCGCUGCCGACGUGGCGUACCUGCGCUCUGUCCUGCCCAGCACCAUAGACGAUGCCUUCUUUGACUACCUGGCCACCCUGGACGCCUCCGAGGUGACCGUCAGCGCCAUUCCCGAGGGCUCCGUCGUCUUUGCCAGGGUGCCGUUCCUGCAGGUGAAGGGGCCGCUCCUGGUGGUGCAGCUGCUGGAGACCACCUUGCUGUGCCUGGUCAACUACGCCAGCCUGGUGGCCACCAACGCUGCCAGAUUCCGUCUCCUCGCCGGCCCGGACGUGAAGCUGAUAGAGAUGGGGCUCCGCUGCGCGCAGGGGCCGGACGGAGCCCUGUCGGCAUCCAAAUAUUCCUACAUCGGGGGCUUCGACUGCACCAGCAACAUCCUGGCGGGAAAACUCUACGGAAUUCCGGUGCGCGGCACCAUCGCCCACUCCUUCAUCAUGUCCUUCAGGUGCCUGGAGGAGGUGCAGGCGCGGGUGAGCAGGGCCUGGGAUGGGCUGGGAAUGGGAAUGGGGAUGAAUGGCUGUACAAAUCCCAUAUUCCCAAACUCCUGGCACCUNGCCAUCCCCGCGUGCCCCCAACCCCGUAUCUCUUCCGUAUCCCUCCUCUCAUUCCCCCCGCUCCUCCCCGUGUCCCCACCCCUGUCCCCUUGUCCCCGCCCCGCCAUGGCGCCGCUGGCGGACCUGUACCAGGUGUCCAUGGCCUACGGGCACUGGCGGGCCGGGCGGCACCGAGCCCCGGCCGCCGCCGAGCUCUUCUUCCGCCGCCCGCCCUUCCGCGGCUCCUUCGCGCUCGGAGCCGGCCUGGCCGAGGGGCUGCGGGGGCUCCGAGCCUUCCGCUUCUCCGCUGCCGACGUGGCGUACCUGCGCUCUGUCCUGCCCAGCACCAUAGACGAUGCCUUCUUUGACUACCUGGCCACCCUGGACGCCUCCGAGGUGACCGUCAGCGCCAUUCCCGAGGGCUCCGUCGUCUUUGCCAGGGUGCCGUUCCUGCAGGUGAAGGGGCCGCUCCUGGUGGUGCAGCUGCUGGAGACCACCUUGCUGUGCCUGGUCAACUACGCCAGCCUGGUGGCCACCAACGCUGCCAGAUUCCGUCUCCUCGCCGGCCCGGACGUGAAGCUGAUAGAGAUGGGGCUCCGCUGCGCGCAGGGGCCGGACGGAGCCCUGUCGGCAUCCAAAUAUUCCUACAUCGGGGGCUUCGACUGCACCAGCAACAUCCUGGCGGGAAAACUCUACGGAAUUCCGGUGCGCGGCACCAUCGCCCACUCCUUCAUCAUGUCCUUCAGGUGCCUGGAGGAGGUGCAGGCGCGGGAGCUGCCGCCUCGGGCCGGAGGAGAUCCCGUGGAUCUGGCAGGCCUGGCCGUGUCCUGGCUGCAGCGGGUUUGUGACCUGCUCCAGACUCCUCUGGGCAAGGCCAACCAGGGCGAGCUGGCCGCCUUCGUGUCCUACGCUGUCACCUUCCCCUGCGACUUCCAGGGAUUGCUGGACACCUACUGUGUCAGGAGGAGUGGUUUGCCCAAUUUCUGUGCCGUGGCCUUGGCACUGCACCAGCUGGGAUACCAGGCCAUCGGAGUGCGCCUGGACAGUGGGGACCUGGCCCAGCAAUCCAAGGAAAUCCGGGGAGUGUUCCAAGCCUGUGGAGCUCACUUCCAGGUGCCCUGGUUUGGGACCAUCCCCAUCGCUGUCAGCAACAACAUCAGCGAGCAGAGCCUGGAGGAGUUCAGGAGGGAGGAGCUGCCGCCUCGGGCCGGAGGAGAUCCCGUGGAUCUGGCAGGCCUGGCCGUGUCCUGGCUGCAGCGGGUUUGUGACCUGCUCCAGACUCCUCUGGGCAAGGCCAACCAGGGCGAGCUGGCCGCCUUCGUGUCCUACGCUGUCACCUUCCCCUGCGACUUCCAGGGAUUGCUGGACACCUACUGUGUCAGGAGGAGUGGUUUGCCCAAUUUCUGUGCCGUGGCCUUGGCACUGCACCAGCUGGGAUACCAGGCCAUCGGAGUGCGCCUGGACAGUGGGGACCUGGCCCAGCAAUCCAAGGAAAUCCGGGGAGUGUUCCAAGCCUGUGGAGCUCACUUCCAGGUGCCCUGGUUUGGGACCAUCCCCAUCGCUGUCAGCAACAACAUCAGCGAGCAGAGCCUGGAGGAGUUCAGGAGGGAGGGGACCAACCUGGUGACGUGUCCCCUGCAGCCAUCGCUGGGCUGUGUCUACAAGCUGGUGGAGGUCAACGGCUCCCCAUGCCUGAAGCUCACGGAGGAUGAGGAGAAGAUGACAAUCCCGGGGAUGAAGACGAUCUAUCGGCUCUAUGACGCUGCUGGCCACCCCUUCAUGGACCUGAUGGCCCUGGAAGAGGAGCCGUCACCCAGCGCGGGGCAGGAGCUGGGGAUCCGUGUCCUGGGGCGGCUUGGGGAGACCACCAAGGUCAUUCCCACCACCGUGGAGCCCCUCCACCGCACCUACUUCAGGGAUGGCCAGGUGUGUGAGCCCCUGCCCAGCCUGCCCGAGGUGAGGACCCACGCCCAGGUGUCCCUCAACCUGCUCAGCCCCGCUCACCGCCGGCUCCACGAGCCACAGCCCUACCCGGUGGCCCUGACGGAACGGCUGCACCAGCUCUUCCAGGAACUGAGUCAGGGCAGCCACUGAGGGGGUCCCUGCUCAUCCCCAGCUCCUGCUCCGCUCCUUUUUGGGAAGCCCAGGUGCCUCGUUAGGAAUUAACAGCUCUAAUUUAGACCUUUCUGCUGCUUGGUGCUAACCCGAGGAACCUGCAGGAACUGGGAGAGGUCCUGGUAGGGAAGCUGGGAACACAGGGAUGGGGAAGGCAGAGCUGUCCCUGCAUCCCCUGGAAGUGACAGUCCUGUGCUCAGCUUGGUGGCCUUGCCACUCCUGUGCCUUCCUUGGUGGCCCUGCCAGCCUUGUGCCUUAUCUUGGUGGCCCUGCCAGCCUUGUGCCUUCCUUGGUGGCCCUGCAAUCCCUGUGUCCAACUUGGUGGCCCUGCCAGCCUUGUACCGUCCUUGGUGGCCCCGCCACUCCUGUGCCUUCCUUGGUGGCCCUGCAAUCCCUGUGUCCAACUUGGUGGCCCUGCCAGCCUUGUGCCUUAUCUUGGUGGCCCUGCCAGCCUUGUUCCUUCCUUGGUGGCCCUGCCAGCCUUGUGCCUUAUCUUGGUGGCCCUGCCAGCCUUGUUCCUUCCUUGGUGGCCUUGUCAUUCCUGUGCCUUCCUUGGUGG
This is a messenger RNA of Lonchura striata (white-rumped munia), 3394 nucleotides long. NCBI's taxonomy places the organism in Eukaryota, Metazoa, Chordata, Aves, Passeriformes, Estrildidae. The record is from RefSeq and is a predicted model, not a curated record.